AGCCACGCGGGCCCAGGAACGCUCUCUUAGUUGGGUUUCUAAGAGUCGGCUCCGUCGCGUGCAGCCAGUGCGCCUGAUUGGAUCGUGCUCUCUGCACAACAAUCUACACUCUCGGUCCGACACUCUCGAUCGGAACGUGCCCCUUUUCUUGCGACCCGCGCCUCCCGCUCGCCAUGCGAUCGAUCAGCCCGAGCCCCCUCGCAUGCGGGGCGGUGUGCGCCCUGACCGCCCUCGCCUGGAGCGCGGCCUCCGCGCUCGCCGCCCGCGGCGCGCUCCCCGGCAGCCAGCACGGCGACGUCCUCGUCCUCCUGGUCUGCGCCGCGGCCUACCUCGUCGGCACCGCCGGCCCGGCCGACCGCCAGAGGCCGCGCGCCGCGCGCGCCGCCGAGCCCGCGGGCGCGGAGGAGGUCCUGGAGCGCUUCGGCGAGCUGGUGCAGCGCGGGUGCCUGCCCGACCGAGUGGCCCUGAACCGGGCGCUGGAUGCCUGCUCGAAGCUCGGCAGGGUCGCCCAGGC
This is a messenger RNA of Prorocentrum cordatum, 514 nucleotides long. The record is from the annotation of a GenBank genome assembly. NCBI's taxonomy places the organism in Eukaryota, Dinophyceae, Prorocentrales, Prorocentraceae.